Messenger RNA from Salvelinus sp. IW2-2015, 672 nucleotides. RefSeq names its product syndecan-3. The record is from RefSeq and is a predicted model, not a curated record. NCBI's taxonomy places the organism in Eukaryota, Metazoa, Chordata, Actinopteri, Salmoniformes, Salmonidae.
AACGAGAGAGGGAGAGGGUGAGAGAACGAGAAAGAGAGAGGAUACGGGAAUUAGAGAGGGAACAAGAAAGAGAGAAGGCCGCCCAGACUACCAUCUCCCCCCGCAGCCCUGCAGCUCUUCCCAUGGCAACCACCAGUUUGGCGACUCCUUCGGCGGAGAGCGCAGCACCCUCUAGCGGCGUGGAAGACUUGGGCACCACAGAAGAAGAGGACGAGGAUGUUUACCUGUCCCCAGACCCCACCACCAGUUUACUUAUGGAGACCACCACAGAAGAAGAAGAAGAAGUGACCACUACUGCCACAGAGACAGAGACCACACCCAUCCCAGAGACAACAGCUCCAAACACUACGACUGGCCCAGCCCCAACUGAGAGGUCUAGCUCCGCCCCCUUCAGGCCCAGGGUUCCUGUGACCUUGCCUACUAAAGCUGCACCCACAGAGAAGAGCACACGUCCCCAGCUACCCUCUACGACGAAUAAUGAGUUGGGGGUUAACGGACCCAGCGGAGACUUUGAGAUCCGUGAGGAGGACCAUCGCCAGGGCAACGAGGUUGUUGGGCGUGGCGUGGAGACGGGAGCGGAGCCUGAUCUGAUUGGCAACACGAUCAACACGGGAAGUUCUGCCGCUCAACUUCCUCAGAAGAACAUCCUGGAGAGGAAGGAGGUCCUGAUAG